AUCCGAAACCCUCAGGCGAAACGUUGUAUCCUUUAUCAGAAUUACGUCAGUGUUACCUGACUCAAGGGGGCGGAGGAAGCUGUGAUCUACAUGGGCAGGAUCAACUUAGUGCCCACAUGGGGAGGGACCAGACGAAAGGUCCGUCCAAUGCGGACAGGGGGCAUAGCCUACCGUCUCUGGUCACUCCCAGGGGCGGUAGUGUGAGUGAUAGUGUAGAGGAGAAAGAAGGGACUGGCUUUGAGUGCAGGGGGAGGGAUCAAAUGACGGACUGGAAUGGGAUUAGAUCGGAGGCUUUGGGGAAGGGUAUAGUUCCAGAGGCAUUCCGGGUGAUUGUGAGUGAUCGUGGUCCCGAAUGGGUGCCGCCUGACCCCGGGGGUGUUACGCGCCUGGUGGAAUUUAUGGAUAAAAGAGGCUUGAAAUCGCCUCUGACAUUAAAUGCACUACAAACUUUGGCUGCACUGGGGCCUCUCUUCCCCCGUGACAUCACAAACUUAAUGCGUAUGGUGCUCAGGCUGGUUCACUAUACGUUAUGGGAGACGGACUGGAUGGCCGAGUUGGGGGGCCGUGCCGGGGCGACAGGGGUCGGCCCGCGCCGCUCCCUGCAUGGGACCGGCAUACAGCGGCUUUCAGGGAAGGCCGUGGGAGUGGCUUCGCCCCAGGGCCAGCUAGCGAGACUAAGGCCAGGGGAGCUAAUAGCAGCCACAGAUGCAAUGGUGGAAGCGUUUAAUAAACUUGUGCAUAAGGCCGAACCACCUGCUCCAUGCACAGAUAUUACCCAGGGCCCAAAUGAAUCCUUUCAAAGCUUUGCAGACAGGCUUUUAGCUGCUGCAGAGGGGUCUGAUCUCCUGAAACUGGCCCAAAGGCUAGUGAUCAUUGACUGCCUGCAGCAGAAAUCGCAUGACAAUGUUAAGGCAUUGCUGCGAGCCGGCCCAAGUAUGCUUAAUACCCAGGGAGAAGUUAUUCAGUAUGUCUUAGAUAAGCUCAAGGUGGCUCAUUUAACUAAUGAAGGGCUAGCCACAGCUAUUGUCGUAGCUGUUGGCCUGCGACAGCAAAGAUCGCUGCAGCAGCAAGGGCUGUGUUUCCGAUACGGCCAGUAUGGCCAUGUUGGAGCACAGUGCCCCUGUGGGGGAGGUCAGUCAGGGCCUCCUGAUCACAGGAAGGGCUUGCUAUAGGGUAUCAGUCAUCGGGUAUGUGGCAGUUAAACAUCAUGAAUCUGGGAAAUUCUGUGGGUACCAUCGCGAAAAGUAAUACCAGAUAUAAGUAACCUAUCUGCAAAAACUGAGUCUAGGUGCGAGUUUUCUACAGAAAUUCUUCAUUGGCAAACCGAAGCCAACUCCAGAACAACUGAGGGACAGACGAUGGGAUCGAGAACCAUUCAUCAAGAGGAGCACUACACCUGCAACGCUGACACUUCCAAUGUUGCCGAUGUUUAUGGUGUUCCUGGCGAUUACAGCGUGUUGCAAACAACUACAAUGGACGCAAGAACAUCUGCAGAAGAUUAAAGAAGAAAGUGAACCCUUUGGAAACUGGCUGAACAGACUGUUUGGGGGAACGGGUUCAUGAUUAAAGCAAUUGCUUAAGGUUUUCGCAAUAGGGUUUGCAAUCUUUGUGUGUAUUCUAAUCUAUCUUCCACGCUUUGUAGGAUGCUUGUAGAACUGCCUUCAGCGAAUUAUGGAAAAGACUUUUGACUAUCAGAUUGAGUAUCAUAGACUGCGUGAAAAGUUGUAGAAGGGUUUAGGUUGUUGUGUUCAUGCUGUAACGGGGCAAGGCUUGGCUGAGCACGGGAAAGGAUUCCCUGUUGCUCUGAUGUUUGCUUAAGAUUUGUAGAAAGUAGUAGGAAUAGUGUGCUGAAAUAUAUUUAGGAUUAGGCGUUUUGCGCUGCUUCGCGAUGUACGGGUUAGGCGUGUGUGUAAGUAGUAUUUAGCUUAGGGAGGGGGAGAUGUUGUAGUAAGCGUCUUGCGGGGGCACGGGAUGUACGGGACAGGCCUCUCCCUAAGCAUAGAGAGACAGUGCUAUCGUGCUGACCUUGAUGCAGAGAAAACAGGAGAAGAAGAAGAAUGAGAAAAGAAUGUGGAGAUGGCCAAAUAGGGCACGGUGUUGUCUGGUAUGAACCAAUCAGAGUGGGACAUGACAGCACGGUUUUGUAGGUAAAAAUGUGAUAUAAGCUGUGUUUAGUAGUGAAUAGAGGUCAUUUUACCGCUCAUCAUAUUGGUGUCACCUCGGUAUAUGGCCAAGCCGCAGGCUCCCCUAAGCAACGAACAUCACGGUUGCCUGCGAAAGGCAACACUGUCUUCCACUAGCAUUUAAGAAUUGUGAAACAAACUGAAUCUUGCUGUGUAUAUCACUUAGUUUCACGAAUCACCCUACGGUGUUUGUUCAUUUACCUGAAGUUAAAACAGGGCUCUGACUUACUGCUUAUGGAGAGUUGAUAAGAAUGAUUAUUUAACAUUCCCAAGUUCAUGUAUGUGAAAUGACUCAAACAAGAGAUCCAUGAGAAUACUGUAGCUUAAUUUGGUGACACUGGAAAUGAGUGCAUGUUUUCCCCACCAGAAGGCAUAUUUCACAGCAUUACAAUACAUGUUUCUCCUUACAUCAGCAGCAACAGUAUAUCAGUGUGCUAUUAACCCUAUCUGGGCUGAAAGCAGGGGAUGGGGAGGGUGCCAUGCAGUGCUAACUCAAGUUAUGGCAACUAAGUUUAUGCAUUUGAUACACUGACUAAAUACAGUCCUGUGAACAGAAAAAAAAUAUGCAGCUAUGCUUUCUGUUUUGAGAAAGGAAUUUGAUAACAGAUUGUCGAUUGUUCCAGGUAUACCUGGUCUCAGGAGAGAAGAAUGAACUACAACUCUCAGAAGACUUCAUUUUUCUGUUUCCAUUUUCCAUUCAGAGGGAAAGAUAUAACAGACUGGGAGUCACGAGACUUCUAUCUUUGCUCUCUGGCUGUUAUGCCUACAGCAUUAGAGUAAAAACUUAGUUUUCGGAAACUCUCUUUUGCAUUUUAUUUGACUUAUUAGCUUCAGUUCCAAGCAUAUUGUAUUAUAUUGUAUUAUCUCACAUUCCACUACUAUAUUUAAUAAAUUAAGUUUU
This is a messenger RNA of Gallus gallus (chicken), 3084 nucleotides long. RefSeq lists its product as uncharacterized. Lineage: Eukaryota; Metazoa; Chordata; Aves; Galliformes; Phasianidae. The transcript has a single exon. The record is from RefSeq and is a predicted model, not a curated record. Bases 117 to 1172 code for a protein of 351 amino acids. Gene Ontology annotation, biological process: viral process.